Messenger RNA from Dissoconium aciculare CBS 342.82, 979 nucleotides. RefSeq lists its product as uncharacterized. The record is from RefSeq and is a predicted model, not a curated record. Lineage: Eukaryota; Fungi; Ascomycota; Dothideomycetes; Mycosphaerellales; Dissoconiaceae. Bases 287 to 700 code for a protein of 137 amino acids. The transcript has 3 exons. Gene Ontology annotation, molecular function: carbon-sulfur lyase activity.
UUUAUUGAUUUCAUCGUUGACACCGGUACGGUCUGACUGAAUAGUCAGGCUGCCAUUUACUUGGACGCUGCGGGCGCAAUGGUUAAUUAGAUCUCAUCUGGCAACACAUUCUUUACGUCAUGCCCAGUCGAUUGGUGGCGGAUAAAUGCGUGUAGAAAAUGGACGGGAGCGACCAUAGCGGGGUGCAUGUUUCGCUUGCACAUCGAAGGACUCAGUGGAAACAUAGAUCAAUAUUGUCAAGUCACGAAAGUUAAACAAAGUUAAGUCCGACGAGAAGCCCAUCAUCAUGUUGAAAGGAAGUUGCGUAUGCGGUGACUUCACCUACGAAUUGUCAGAGGGCGCGCCCGAAGCCGUGCUCAUCUGCCAUUGCAUUCCGUGCCAGAAGACUGCAGGUCCAAAUGGCAGCUACAAUGUCAUCGUGAAGGAAGACGAGUUCAAGCAGCUCAGCGGUAUCUCAAAGCCAUUCGUGCGCAAAGGCGAGUCGGGCAAGAACAUCUCUUAUGACCUGUGUGACAACUGCGGCACCAUUAUGGGGUGCUCCAUCGACGCCAUGCCAGGUGUGUACAACGUCAAGGCCGGAACCCUCGAUGAUCGCGGUUACUGGGAGAAGAAUGGCAAGCCGGUGCAGGAAAUCUUUACCAGAAACCGACCCAGCUGGUGUGGUGAGUUCCAGGGCGCCGAUCAGAAGAAUGGAGCGUGAUGAGAGUCUUCCGCUACAGCAGGAAAUACCAGGAAUCUUGUCAUAUAUGAAAGUCAUGCAGAUGGUGAAUUGACGGAGUUGUUGUCAGGAGUGAUGUUCGAACGCCAUCUGAAUUGGAGAACCGCUUUUCCAAGUAGUUUGUCCUUGACCUUGAUGGUUUCGUGGACACCCGCUAGACGCGCACGCCGGUUGAUCACGUAUGGCACUUAACCGGAUGACGAAAUUCCGCCUAGAGUACGACGAAAGAUUUUCGUAGGGACAGACCAAUUAUGUAUCGCC